Molecule: messenger RNA, 2446 nt
Organism: Pollicipes pollicipes
Lineage: Eukaryota; Metazoa; Arthropoda; Thecostraca; Pollicipedomorpha; Pollicipedidae
Product: U3 small nucleolar RNA-associated protein 14 homolog A
Exons: 10
Coding region: 180-2426 (748 amino acids)
Biological process (GO): rRNA processing
Cellular component (GO): small-subunit processome; nucleolus
Source: RefSeq, a predicted model, not a curated record
UUGCCGCAUGUAUUCCUCCUGGACCGAAUAAUUGUUUUUACGUUCCACUACUCAGUGUGUCUGUUACAUUGAUUCUACGUGCCUGCGCGUUAAUUGAAUAGGUCAGCUUAGUUCUGCGGGGCUCCCACUUCUAUGGGUAGUAGACGGUAGCCUGGCCACAGAGGGCAGCAGUUUGAAGGAUGGACAAUAUGUUUGAGGAUCCGCCGGCCAUCGACGGUGUCAUGUUUGAUGACCUGCUGGCUGAAGAGGGUGCCACUGAGGAGGAUGGCAUGGGUGCAUCCCAUGAUCGCCUGCUGCAGCGCAUCAACCAGCUGGACUCCAAGCGGGCAGGCAGGUCGAUCAUCCAGCGGUCGGAGGCGAGCGCCGAGGUGUCCGAAUUUCACAUGGCCACCGAGGAGGGCGCCGGCGUGAAUGUCAAGGACCUGCUGGCCAGCCUGGGGGACCAGGCGCGCCACGCCACUCUGCGCAAGGAGAUCAACAAGGCACAGCACCAGAAGAAGUUGCCGCCACCGCUGGAGAAACCGCAGGCGGUCAAGGCCCAGCGCAAGGCCGGCUACGAGAAGGUGACCAAGGAGGUAUCGCGCUGGGAGAACGUGGUUAAGCAGCGGCGCCGCGCCGCCCAUGUCUCUUUCCCGCUGGAGAAGCCCGAGCUGCGGGUGGAGACGGGCGCCGAGCGCACGGCCGCCUUCAUCCCGCAGACGCCGCUGGAGCAGGAGAUUGCUGUGCUGCUCGGCGGCAGCGCCAGCGUGGUGCAGCCGGGCCAGAUGCUGAGCGAGGCGGAGCGGCGCGCGCUGGCCGCCAUGUCGCUGGACGAGGCGCUCGAGCGGCGCCGAGAGCUGGCCAAACACCGCGCCCUGCUCACCUACCAGGAGGCCAAGCAGCGCCGCCAGAACAAGAUCAAGAGCAGAAAGUACCGGCGCGUGCUGAAGAAAGAGCGACUGAAGCAGCACCUGAAGGAGUUCGAGCAGCUGAAGAUUUGCGACCCGGAGGCGGCGCUGGCCAAGCUGCAGGAGAUGGAGCGGCAGCGCGUGGAGGAGCGCAUGUCGCAGCGCCACAAGAACACGGGCAAGUGGGCGCGCCUGCAGGCCAUCAAGCGGAAGUACGACCCGGCGGCCCGCGAGGCUCUGGCGGAAAACCUGCGCAUCGGCCGCGAGCGGACGCAGAAGGCGGCGCGUGACGCCGAGCGGGACGCCUCGGAGGACGAGGCUGAGCCGGCGCCGGCGCCGGCCGCCGCCGCGCCGCCCGCCGACCCUGACAACCCGUGGAUGGCAGCGGCCCAGCCGACGGCGGACGCCUACAGCGGCGAGUAUACGCGCUUCUGGGCGGAGCAGGAGGCGGCCAAGCAGCGCCUGCGGCAGGCGGAGCGACAGGCGGAGCCGGCGCCGGGCGCGGGAGAGGAGGAGGAGGCGGAGGAGAGGCCGGCGCCGCGCGUUACCGCCGAGGACGUCGCGGGUGAGGCGGACAGCGACGAGGAGGAGGGAUCCGAGGUGGCCGAGGAGGCUGCUCCGGCUCAAGAGGUGGCUGAGGUGAAGGGCGGAGCUAAAAAGGCUCUGAAGAGGAAGGCUGACGCCAAAACGGCGGCCGGCGCGAAGAAGAAGCUGAAGAAGGGCGCUGCGGCGAAGAAGAAGGCCGAGGAUAUUGACGAGAUAUUUGAUACAUUCGAGAAGACGAUUGCCAAAAAGACCAAGAAGAAGUUGAAGCAGCUGGUGAAGGGAGACGAAACGACCCCCUCUUCAAGGAAGCUCAAGAAGAAGAAGAAUGCGAAGGCAAAAAAGGAGAGGCCGGCCGCCGCCGCCGCUGGCUCGGAUGACGACGCGGCGCCGCCGGCGGAGGACGCGCCGGAGCUGGACCCGUCCCGCUUCAUGGCUGUGGAGCCUCGCCGGCUGCGCUCGCUGCGGCCGGACGGCGGGCCCGGCGGCGAGGACGACCUGGAGGACGGCGACGACGCGCGCAUGACGAUCGCCGAGGCGUUCGCCGACGACGACGUGGUGGCGGAGUUCAGGGAGGAGAAGGAGGCGACCAUAGACGCGGACAAGCCGAAGGAUAUCGACAUGGCUCUGCCGGGCUGGGGAGAUUGGGGAGGACAGAACAUAAAAAUGUCGGCCAAGAAACGACGCAGACUCCUCUUCAGAGCACCCAAGGGGCCGCCGCGCAAGGACCACCACCUAGGCCACGUGAUCCUCAGCGAAAAGCGCAACGAGGCGCUGCGCGCGCACCAGCCCAGCGAGCUGCCCUACUACGUGAGCUCGGUGGCGGCGUUCGAGGCGUCGAUCCGCGCGCCAGUCGGCCGCACCUGGCUGCCGGCGCGCGCGCACGACCAGCUGACCCAGCCGGCGGUCAGCACGCGCGCCGGCACGCUCAUCCCGCCGAUGGACGAGGCGGCCCUGCUCAACGUCAAGACUCGCCGCCGGCGCAAGCAGAAGUGACGCGGAGCAGAGCGAGAGCG